GCAGGAUGAUGACGUCUUCACCUGAUGACGUGUCAGUUUGUUUACAGCGGACUGUGUCGCGCUGCAGCUGCUUAGACAUGGCUGUGGAUAUAACUGUACUUUUUAAAGCCAGUGUCAAGACAGUGAAAACUAGGAAUAAGGCCAUAGGAAUUGGGUUUGACUCUACCAAAGAUGAAAUUUUCAAACGAAGUAGACCAAAGAGUGGCUUCUCACCGCGGGCAAAAGAAGUGAUCACAAACAUCACCAAGCUCAAAGACUUUCUGCUCCAGCACCGAAAAGAUUACGUGAGCGCCGGAAGUCUCCUUUCAACAGAUCACUCCCGCAUGACAGAUAGUGAACGAGACCAGAUCGACCAGGAUGCUCAGAUCUUCAUGAGAACCUGCUCAGAGGCCAUCAAGCAGCUGCGCAAUGAAGUUGAAAAGCAGGUGACAUCGGUUCAGAUCAAGGAGCACAGGGGUGCAGUUCUGGACCUCAUUGAAAUGUAUCUUAAAGGCGUGUGUAAGCUGUACUCUGAACAGAGAGCUAUUAGAGUCAAACGGAUGGUGGACAAGAAGAGACUAUCAAGGCUGGCCCCGGAGCACCCCAGUCGAGUGGGAAAGCCGAAGGAGGUGGAGCCCACACAGGAGAAAAGUGUGAAAGAGGAAAGUUCUGAGAAGAGUGUGUUUGAAGUCACAACAACUCAGAACAACUCAGUCAACCUGUGGGAGGAGGGCAAAGUGGAGGAUGAGCUCUCUCCUGAGGAGAUCCAGAUGUUUGAGCAAGAAAACCAGAGAUUGGUCAGCGAGAUGAACAACAUGGUGGAUGAAGUGAGACAAAUCGAGGGGAAGGUGGUGGAGAUUUCACGACUUCAGGAGAUCUUUGCCGAAAAAGUCCUGCAACAAGAAACGGAGAUAGACAGCAUUCACCAGCUGGUUGUUGGAGCAACAGAGAAUGUCAAAGAGGGAAAUGAGGAUAUACGAGAGGCAAUCAAAAACAAUGCCGGCUUCAGAGUAUGGAUCCUCUUCUUCCUUGUUAUGUGUUCUUUCUCUCUCCUCUUCCUGGAUUGGUACGACAGUUAAAACAACUACAGCCGUGGACUGAACAGCAGAAAACCACCUGGAACUGGUACCUCCCGGUUAUCUCAUGAAGAAGAGGUGACAACACUAAGACUGAACGGACAGUUUACGCUGCUGGACUUGUUGCACAUGACAUGUUCAUGGAGAGUGACCCCUGAUGCUCCUCUGUUAAUGUUUCCCAGUGCGUUCGGGGUAGCUUUGAUGUUUUAGUCUGUCUCUGUGGAGGAGAACUUUUUAUGUGGAGCACAGUGUGAGGUCUCACAGGUUGUCCAGUGAUUGGCCACUCAGUCUCCGUCUGACACCCAAACGGAUUAUAAAGAUUUGAGCAGCAGCAGCUCUUAGAUUCUGGCUUCUGUUGUUUCUCAUUUUGGGGAAAUCGACUUUAUUGUACUUCAAGAUUAUUCGUAAUUUACUAUAACAUAAAUAAUUAUUCUUUCAGAUUUGGCAGAGCUCUCUUUAAAACAACAAUUUCACUCUAGUUAAAACCAAUACUCCUAAAUGGAUUUUGUAUCUUCUUUCUCUACUCUUAACAUGUGGUUUUAUUAAACUGAAUGCAGUCUCCAUUACUGCAGAGCUUUGGAUUGAUAUUACGAGCAGCAUAGAGCCGCAGCAUGUCUUGGUUUGACUCUUAUUUCUGCUAAUCCGGUAAUUAGGAUUAACCCAGAUUCAUGUGAAAGCAUUUAAGUGCUUUCAAAAUGUUUCUUUGAUCUAAACUCAAGGGAAAUAUUUGCCAUAUUUAUUUCAGCAGCACUGAAGAGACGUCCUCACUGAAUACUGAAUAAAAUCUUCUCACAUCUAGACAUAUGUUUGAAAUGUGGGCACUUUAUUUGAGAUCUUCGUUUGUCUUUUUUUUUACAUAGCAAAUGCACUUCAAUGGUAAUAAUUACAUUGUCUGAAAAAAGUACAUCAUUUGUGAACAUUCAAGUUAAAUGACAAAUACAGAAAAAAGCAACAGGACAAGCAACUACCAUCAGAUUGUUCCACUACAUCAGCCUAACUCUAAUAUCUGUGAUGACUGCCAACAGCCAUAUGUGGUGACGUUAAUCAAUGCAAAGCCUUUCACAACACAGUGUUUUCACUAGCAAAAACAUUCAAUACAGUUGCAUAAAAGUUAUGCUGUGAAAAUUACAUUAAAAGUCUUGUGUAGCCAGCAAAGAAAAGCAAAUGUUCACAAAAAGCUCCAAUGCUAAAAGAAAGAAGAAUCAUGAGUUAGUACUGGCUGACUCAAAACAACAAUAUUUAAAAUAUUUUUCGCUGGUAUAUUUUCCUUGAGGUCAAGCCUCAACUUUUUACAAUAAGACAUUAAAAUACUCCGGCACAAACGUAGCAAAUAUGCUGCCGAGUUUUCCCACUUGAUGACAAUUCGCCACUUGCCUGAUCUCAGGAGGCCUCGCAUGCCCGAUCAGUACUCAAAAAUAAAAGAAAGAGAUCUGAUGCAAACUGAUUGCUAUUAGAGUCAUGCGUGCAUGUGGAGUAAAACAAGCGACGCAGACACAAGAUGGCUCACAGUCAAUUCACAAUCUCAGUACUAAAGUGAGUUCUGUUACAGGUGGAUAUACAAAGACUGUGUGUGUGUGUGUGUAUGUGUGUGUGUGUCAGGGUUUCUGUGGCUUUUUCUACAUGUUUGCCACUCUAUUUUGUCAUGUAAAUAAAUAACAACAUAUGCUAUUCAAACAAAUCGGGAAUCCACCGAACAAAGCCCCGCUGUGCUGAGGACGUUUGCAACACUUCCACAUAUUUCCAGCUACUGUACACAUCAGUUGACCAAACCACAGCAACAAGGCAGCAUAGCACCUCAGGCAAGAGAAGAUGAUUUUUCACCCACAAGAAAGCCACAGAACUCUGAGGUUUGCUUGAAUGGCACAACCAUAUUAUUUAUUUUUUCUGCUGCAGGAGGAGGCCACACACCGAUCCCCAGGCGGUUAGGCCAGUUUCUGGGAAGUCUCCGUCUCCUGCUGGGUUACCUUCUCCUCGGACAUGAUGGUCAUCCA
Menidia menidia (Atlantic silverside) is the source of this 3046-nucleotide messenger RNA. Lineage: Eukaryota; Metazoa; Chordata; Actinopteri; Atheriniformes; Atherinopsidae. The record is from the annotation of a GenBank genome assembly.